AUGAAGGUGACGGACGAGGACCUGCAGAUGCUGGACGACCACAUCCUGGCCGUGCAGCAAAUGUCGUUCAGCCCGUACGUCGGCGUGUUCGAGAAGCCGGUGGCUGAGUGGGAGGAGAAGCUGCGCCUCAUAUCCGACGUCCUGGAGGAGUGGAUCCAGCUGCAGAUACAGUGGAUGUACCUGGAGCCCAUCUUCUGCAGCGAGGACAUAGCGCGCCAGCUCCCCGCCGAGAUGAAGAAGUACGCCGCCAUGGAGCGCUUUUGGCGACGCAUAAUGAAGACGGCCUCCGACUACCCGAAGCCCGUCGCCAUCUGCCCCGACAAGAGGCUCCUCGAACAGCUCAAGGAGAACCGCGCGUUACUGGAGCAGGUGCUCAAGGGCCUCUCAGACUACCUGGAGGGCAAGCGAAUGGCGUUUCCAAGAUUCUACUUUCUCUCGGACGACGAACUUCUCGAGAUCUUGGCACAAAAUCGCAAUCCACUUGCUGUGCAGCCUCAUCUCAAGAAGUGCUUCGAGAACAUCUACAAGCUACACUUUCAAGAGGAGGACUUGCAGAUCACCACCAUGUUUUCGGCCGAGGGCGAGAGUGUGGAGCUUAUCCCUCACAUGUUCCCCAAGGGAAAUGUAGAAAUUUGGCUCAGCAAGGUGGAGCAAACGAUGCAGAGCACGGUGCAGGAGACGCUGGGGCUGGCGCUGACGGACAUGGCGGGCCGGGGACGCGCGGACUGGGUGCUGCGCUGGCCGGGCCAGGUGGUGAUUGCGGGCUGCCAGACGGCCUGGACGGCCGGCGUGGAGGAGGCCAUCCGGGAGGGUGGGCUGCCCACCUUCCAGAAGACGAUGCACGCCCACAUGGACACGUACCGAGGCCUUGUUCGGGGCCAGCUGUCGCGCAUGGAGCGGCAGGUCAUGUCGGCGCUGAUUGUAGUCGAGCUGCACGCCCGGGACGUGCUGGACGGGCUCGUGGCGAACAACGUCCCCUCUGCCAACGACUUCGAUUGGAUCAGCCAGCUCAGGUACUAUUGGGUGCAGGAGGAUGAGGCCACGCUCAAGGUGCGCGCCGUCAACGCCGAGUUCCAGUACGGCUACGAGUACCUGGGCAACUCGGGCCGCCUCGUCAUCACGCCGCUGACGGACCGCUGCUACCUCACGCUCACCGGCGCGCUGCAUCUCAACUUCGGCGGGGCGCCCGCGGGGCCGGCCGGCACCGGCAAGACCGAGACCACCAAGCUAAUAACCAAAUAUAUAAUUAUCCUGUAUUUAGCUAUUGAUUCAGCUAUAGAGCUAAUCUGUCUUUUCCGUGCGGCCCUGAAAUAUCUGACAAAUGGUGACUUGGCCAAAGCCAUGGCGAUUCAGUGCGUCGUCUUCAACUGCUCCGACCAACUGGAUGUCCAGGCCAUGGGCAAGUUCUUCAAAGGAAUUGCAAGCGCCGGCGCGUGGGCCUGUUUUGAUGAGUUCAAUCGCAUCGACAUCGAGGUCCUCUCGGUGGUGGCCCAGCAAGUCGUGUCCAUCCAGAAGGCGCAGGCGGCCCGAAUGCAAAG
Molecule: messenger RNA, 1538 nt
Organism: Frankliniella occidentalis (western flower thrips)
Lineage: Eukaryota; Metazoa; Arthropoda; Insecta; Thysanoptera; Thripidae
Product: dynein axonemal heavy chain 1-like
Exons: 10
Biological process (GO): microtubule-based movement
Cellular component (GO): dynein complex
Molecular function (GO): dynein light intermediate chain binding; ATP binding; minus-end-directed microtubule motor activity
Source: RefSeq, a predicted model, not a curated record